Leptinotarsa decemlineata (Colorado potato beetle) is the source of this 937-nucleotide messenger RNA. RefSeq lists its product as uncharacterized. Gene Ontology annotation, molecular function: protein binding. Gene Ontology annotation, cellular component: cytoplasm. NCBI's taxonomy places the organism in Eukaryota, Metazoa, Arthropoda, Insecta, Coleoptera, Chrysomelidae. The record is from RefSeq and is a predicted model, not a curated record.
CACACAGCAGAAACUGUCUAUUCAGUUAUUCUGGUGACAAGUGUUAAAUUAAAUUUUACGAGUUCAUAAUCUCUGUCACAUCAUGCCUCAAACAGAUUUAUUAGUAGAUCACUCUAAAGAAAAACUUACUGAAGUGCCCAAAAGUGUACUGGACAUGAGCAACCUGAAGAUGUUAUUUCUUGAAGGAAAUUUCCUCACGAGUUUGCCGGAAGAUAUUUUUUGGAAGUUACCGAAAUUGAUGUGGUUAGAUUUGAGAAAUAAUAUGUUGGAAUAUUUGCCAAAAAGUAUAGGAUAUCACGAGAAUCUCGAGAAUUUACUACUGACCAACAAUAAUUUACAGAAAUUGCCAAAUGAACUUGGUCUAGUUUCAAAGUUAAAAGCUCUACAAGUCUCAGACAAUCCUCUCACUUACCCCGCCAGAAAAGUAAUAGUGGAAGGAACGAAGGCUAUCAAAAACUACUUGAAAGAACAGUACGAAAAAAUCAAAUCUUCCGCUACGAAAAAUGAUAGCAGCAAAUUGGAUGAUGAACUGCAGAUUCUGGAGGAGGAGAGAGUUUUGAGUGUUGUUGAUGUGUCUAGCAAUGAAGAUAUCGUGGAUAGUAACUCGGGUGCUAUCGAAACUACCGACAAAAAUAGUAAAGGUUUAUCGAUGUGUAAGCUUUCGUUUUGCGACCCAUACCAUCUCCAGCCUACGUUCAGUGUGAAAAAGUUGCAUCAUUCCAGAGUAAAGAAAAAAAAUCAAGAAGAAUCUCUUAAAAUAGUUCAUAAAAUCAGCAGAACAAAUUCCAAAAUCAUGCUCAAGUCAUAUUUCAAUAAAAUAGGAGUGAGAAACAAAACAAGCGAAAAAAUUGUGAAUACGGCCCUUAAAGAAGGAUGGCUCAAUCAACUGAGAAUACUUCUAACCGAUCAGGAAAGGAUUUUGCAACAGGAACGGUAA